Prinia subflava (tawny-flanked prinia) is the source of this 2642-nucleotide messenger RNA. RefSeq names its product pleckstrin homology domain containing J1 (gene PLEKHJ1). The transcript is spliced from 6 exons. Gene Ontology annotation, biological process: retrograde transport, endosome to Golgi; receptor recycling; endosome organization. The coding region runs from base 63 to 512 and encodes 149 amino acids. Lineage: Eukaryota; Metazoa; Chordata; Aves; Passeriformes; Cisticolidae. The record is from RefSeq and is a predicted model, not a curated record. Gene Ontology annotation, cellular component: recycling endosome; trans-Golgi network; early endosome.
CCGGGGCCGCUGUGGGCGCUUCCGGCGGCGCGGGCGGGGCGGGGCGGCGGGGCGGGCCCGCCAUGCGCUACAACGAGCGGGAGCUGCUGUCCCUGGCCCGCCAGCCCGCGGAGAAGGCGGCCGAGAUCCGCAUGAGCGUCCCCAAGAAGGGCAGCGUGCUGAAGAAGCGCCUGGUGAAGCUCGUGGUGAAUUUUCUCUUCUACUUCCGCACCGAUGAGGCCGAGCCCAUUGGAGCUCUGCUGCUGGAGCACUGCAAGAUCACCAAAGAGGAGGAGAACGUCUUCUCCAUCAGUUUCAUCGAGGAGCCAGAGAGGAAAUACUGCUUUGAGUGUGCCACGGAGGAGCAGUGCCAGGAGUGGGUCGAGGCACUCAGGAGAGCCAGCUACGAGUUCCUGAGGAGGAGCCUGAUUUUCUACCGGAACGAGAUCCAGAAGAUGACAGGGAAGGACCCCCUGGAGCAGUAUGGGAUCUCUGAGGAGGCUCGUUUCCAGCUGGGGGCACACAGGCAGUAACCCCUCACCUGGCUGGAGCUGCCCCCUGGCAAGGACAGAGCUCCCCACAGUGACCACGGGACUCUUUUAUUUAUUACCCAAAUCGGUUUGUAUUUUUUUUUUAAGGGCAUUCGUGGCACAUUCCCAGUUCCCCAGCUGGGAAGGCUGAGGUGCUGCAGUGGGAGCAGAGGCAGGGACUGACAGAGCUCCAGCACCUGCUGGGGCCCCCUGAGGCAGCUCCAGCCCUGCUCCUGCUCCUCCCUGUCCUGGGGGGCUCCGGGGCUGCCCUGGCUCAGAAUCCUCCUGCAGUGUCCCGGGAGCCCUGGGGCUCAUCCCUGGCUGCAAGAGGAUGUUGUGACUGAUCUGGGCUCCAGGGUUUAACCCUUUAACCCUCCCUGCCCCUCCAGGGAGCAGUGGAAUUCCUCCAGCUGGUGGAGAGGGGCAUCUGCUGCUCUGUGCCAGGGCAGCAGCCCUGUGCAGCCACGGCCCUUUGGGGUCUUCCUUUCCCUCCCCUGGGCAGGUGCUGUGAUUGCUGGGGGCUGGGUAAGCCCAUCCAAAGGAACAAAACUGCAGAACACGAGGGAACAGAGACAGGGAGAGAUCCCUGUGAGCUGCUGCCUGUCUGCAGAGCUCUGCAGUGAUCCAGCUUCCCAGGGAGGAGAGGCAGAUGGAGGAGCUGGCAGAGCAGGAGCUGCUGCCUUUGGCUGCAGGAUGGAGCUGCACCAGCUCAGCCAGGCGUUAACCCUUCAUUCCCUGAGCCACUGCUGCAGCUCUUCUCCCUUCUGUGUGUCCCCUUUGUCCAAAGGGACAGACCAAAAAUCUGCCAAGGUCGCAGUGAGCUGCCAGGGAGCCAGGGCUGCCUGUCCUGGAGCUCCUGCAGGGAAGAGAUAAGGAUUAGGAACAGCAUUUCCACAGGAUCAGCCCUGGCUCUGGCUGCACCAAGGAAACCUGCCCAGAAAUGAGGGAUGGAGGACACUCCCCACACCCAGGGCUGCAGCAGACCCAGGUUCUGACUGCCAGAGCAGCUUCCCUGGAAGCAGCCUGGGAAAAUCCCCAGGAAAGGCUUCAGGGAAGGUCCCAGGUGUCCCUGGCAGGGGUUGCUGGGGCUGGGGCAGGGCCUGGGCUUUGGGAGCUGCAGCUCUGGGCCUGUUCCCCUCCAGCUGCCCAGCCUGGGGAGGGGUGGAGCAGCCUCUGAGCUGAGACUGAACGGAAUUUUGGGAUCUUUUCCUCCUUGGCUGGGAGUUGGUGCCCAAACCAGAGCCCACACUGCAGCCUUUGGUAUCCUGGUGUUCUCUCUUUACCUCAUCCAGCUGAGUACCACGAGUGACACUGAUGCUUUAAUCUCAAAGAGGAGAUUUUUUCCCUUUUCUCUCCCCAGAUUCUCCUUUUCCCUUGAAUCAUUCCAGGUGCUUGCUCCAGAAAUUACCAAAAUCAGCCGAGGGGCAGCUGCCCUGGGGGAUCAACCAAGGGCAGCAGGGAGGGAGCAGAACACAGGGGGGGCUGCAGACAGAUGGCAGCUCCAGGGGAAGCAGCAGCAAGGGAUUAAAAGCAGGAACACACAGGGAUCAGUAUCCUCGGAUGACUCCAAAGUGCAUUUUAAUCCUGCCCAGCCUGCAUUUUUACAAACCAGGGCUGAGUUCUCAGCUGGGCUUGCCACCACUGUAGCAAAUUGUCACCUGUGCCUUGCAGGGCUCGGUGGCCUCCUCGCUGGGCACCUUCCCCAGGUGGAGCUGCCACCCUCCAGUGUCACUGUGCAGAAAAUGGGUGUUUUAUUUGCUGUUCCAGGGAACAAUUGGGUGAGCAAGAGCAAAGCCCAACACUGAUUUCAAUGUUCAUCACCAAUGACAUUUCUUAACUGAAUGUACAACACAAGCUGUGAAGAGUUGCCAGGGCCAGGCCAGGCCCAGGGACUCAGAUCUGUUGUAGGGCAGGGCUGGGGCACGGGGUGGGAUUGAGGGAGGGAGGAUGGUACUUUAUAGAGACUUUGAAAUCUGCAUCAACUGCUGGUGAUUUACAGACAAUUGCUCAUUUUUCACUCUCUGGUGACUUUGUUGUGUUUCAUCCAGAGCUGGGUCCAGGCUCCCUGAGAGCCAGCUGAAGCCAUUUCUCUGUUGUACAGUGAACAUUCCCAAUAAAUGCUGUUUUAAUCUU